Molecule: messenger RNA, 837 nt
Organism: Vitis riparia (riverbank grape)
Lineage: Eukaryota; Viridiplantae; Streptophyta; Magnoliopsida; Vitales; Vitaceae
Product: cytochrome b-c1 complex subunit 6-like
Exons: 5
Coding region: 246-455 (69 amino acids)
Biological process (GO): mitochondrial electron transport, ubiquinol to cytochrome c
Source: RefSeq, a predicted model, not a curated record
GGAGAAAUAUCGUCAGAUCUCAGUUUUUACAAGCCAAAUUUCCAUCUAUUUCCAAUUUCUUGCAUUUCCAUCUGAAAAUUAGGGUUCCCACUUCCCUAACUUUCAUUUUCUUCGCUUCUAUUUUUGUCCUUGGAUUUAGUUUGUAUACAUUUUUCUUCCACUAGAUCGAUCCGAAGAUCCGGAUGUACGAAAAAGUUGGAAGCCUUCUGCAGUGACUGAGCGUUUAUUAUUUCAUCUAAAUAUCUAUGGCGGACGAAGAGCCUGUUGAUCCAAAGAAGUAUCUUGAAGAAUCUUGCAAGCCUAAGUGCGUGAGAUAUUUGCGUGCAUAUGAGGCAUGUGAGAAUAGGGUCAAAGAAGAUGAAACCGGACAUAAACACUGUACGGGGCAGUAUUUUGACUACUGGUCUUGUGUUGAUAAAUGUGUUGCCCCAAGGCUUUUUACUAAACUGAAGUGAUCUGGAGGUAGCUUAAAGUGUUUUACCUCGUUGUCAUCUUAUUUUCUUUCUCUCUGCAACACCAUUUAAACUUCUACCAAAUGUUUGGUUGGCUCAUUUUUCACCUGAGACUGUAUGUUGCUGUUUGGCUCUAUCCCCAGGCAACUAUCUUUUUUUGAACACUUGAGAUUUCUCCCUUAGAAUAAAGGAUGGUUUUGUGGGCUGUUUGCUUUGUUUACUUGUUGUAGUUCUAGCCUUCUAGGUUGUGUAGUCAUGAUCCACGAUUGAUGAUGGGCAAUAGAGCAGCCCAAAAUGGCUUAGACUAUCUCCACUGUAUCCAUAGCUUGUUAAACCAAAGAUAGGAGCAAAAAUUGUAGCAUCAUAAAUCGAGGUUUAAAUACAA